Messenger RNA from Lutzomyia longipalpis, 2920 nucleotides. RefSeq lists its product as uncharacterized. Gene Ontology annotation, molecular function: protein binding. Bases 137 to 2698 code for a protein of 853 amino acids. The record is from RefSeq and is a predicted model, not a curated record. Gene Ontology annotation, cellular component: cytoplasm; Cul4-RING E3 ubiquitin ligase complex. Gene Ontology annotation, biological process: negative regulation of fatty acid biosynthetic process. Lineage: Eukaryota; Metazoa; Arthropoda; Insecta; Diptera; Psychodidae. The transcript is spliced from 4 exons.
UUUAUACGACAUUUGGUGUUGCAAACAGCGAUGUGCUUAUUCCUUGUGAACUGUGUGAUGUGAAGUGUAAUUGUGCCCUUUUUACGUGGAUAUUCAUGAAAAUUAAUUAACAAUUAAAGUGCGGAAAGGUUGAAAGAUGCAGAAACCAUCUGGGCCAAACACUCUGAUCCACCUCUUGCACCGCGAAAGUGGGAAAAAUACUCGACUUUCCUUCCGUCAGCAUCUCUUUGGAGAACGCCUCAAAGUGGCCAAUAAUCUCUACCGGAAAGACUUGGUCUCACACACAGGAUGUGUCAAUGCAAUUGAAUUCUCCCGCGAUGGGGAGUACAUGGCAUCAGGUGGAGAUGACAGAAAUAUCCUUCUGUGGCACCUGGAGACCGCCCUAGCAGAGAAACAGAAGCCCUGCCGUAUGAAGAGUCAGCACCUCAGCAAUAUCUUCUGUCUUGGCUUUAAUAGCAACAACACCAGAAUCUUCUCUGGGGGUAAUGAUGAUACCGUGAUUGUACACGAUGUCUCAAGUGGUGAAACAAUCGAUGUCUUCACACACACAAAGCCCGUUUAUGGGUUGUCAAUAGACUCAACAAAUGAGCAAAUUUUCGCCACUGCCUGCGAGGAUGGGAAACUGCUGAUAUUCGAUCUGAGAUUGAGUACCGAAGUCCUCAAUGUGGCCAAAUGCCGUGCCCCCUUUCAUGCUGUAAUGUUCCAUCCGUUGGAUGGAAGUUUUCUCGUGAGCGGCAAUGCCAAGGAAGGUGCCUCCCUUUGGGAUUUGCGUCGUCCGAAAACACCAACAAUCCGCUAUGGGUUCCGUGAGGAUACAUCCCAGAGCUGCAUGAGUGUUCGCUUCAAUACCCUUGGGAAUCACAUACUCGCUCUAAGGCGACGCCUUCCACCAAUUCUAUACAACACCCUUUCCCCGGAUCCCAUUUGCCAAUUCUACCAUCCCGACUACUACAACUCCUGCACCAUGAAAAGUUGUACUUUUGCCGGAGAAAUGGAUGAGUACGUACUAUCGGGAUCGGAUGAUUUUAACCUCUACAUGUGGCGUAUUGGGGAUGCUGAUUGCACAAAAACAGAUCAAUGGGUGGACACAAAUCAGGUGGUUCUCUACGGGCAUCGUUCUAUUGUCAAUCAAGUUCGCUACAAUUCGCAAAAGUGCAUGAUUGCAUCAUCGGGUGUGGAGAAGGUUGUAAAGAUUUGGAUGCCAUUCCCUACAGAGCACUGGGAUGGGGGACUUGUGGAAAGACCACUUGGUCCUGAAAAUCCCCGUCGUAUCUACACGCACGAUGAGUAUCUCUCAAUGGUGCACAUUGGUGGUCAAAGCUUGGCACAGGAUUACAAUAAUCAGAGCACCGUGGAGGAUCCCCGGAUGAUGGCAUUCUUCGAUUCACUCGUUCAGCAGGAGAUUGAGGGAUGGAACAGCACAGACAGUUCAGAUUCACAUCAACAGACCGAGUACAGCUACAACAGCUCACGCCCAACAUCAUCGCAAUCAUCUGACAGUGAGUCCGUGCACUACUUCUCGCAGCGUGAUCUCUACCGGCACCGUAUGGCCAACAAUCCGAGUAAGCCACAGCGAUCCAUCUACCUCAAUCGCAUUGCAUACUUGAUCUCCACAAAGAGGAAUACCCUAAAGAGAUUGGCCCUCAAGGGUGCCGUCAAUCACACACCAAAUCGCGUGAAAAUGGGUAAACUCUCUGGGCGCAAAGUCAAAAGGUCAGGCUUUAGGGGUACGCGAAAAGCUUCAUCCACAAAGAGAGUAGCAACACGUCAUGGUACGAAGACAGCGUACAGACGUCGUUGCACAGAUCAAAGUACAGACACAGAAGUGCCCAAGAAAGUGCCGACAAAGAGGCGAGUUCAGACAUUUCAUCACAACCCACACUUCCGUCUCACAUUCCGUCGGAAAGGCAAAUCCACAAAUCCAGCCACGAAGCCUUCUGAUACAAGCUCCGAUGAGAAUUCAAGUGGAAAUUGUUUUGGAGCCCCAAGGAAUGCGUGUAAUUUGCCCACCACAGCCACAACAACAACGACCAACCCUAAUGGCGUGAAUACGUGUGAUAAUGCAGCCGAUAUUCCCAGCACAAGUACGGGCAUCACAUCAAACGGGAAGGGUUUACUCUUCCGUCUUGCUCAGCAAUCUAUGGACUCAGAUGAUGACGAUGACGACGAUCACCUGCCAAGGAUGCAAAAUGGAGUAUCCAAUGGACGCUGCGGGCCUGCAGAAGUGAGCGGCCGGCGACCGAUGUACCACAAUACGGAUAUCUAUUCGAGCCAUUCAAAUUCACGCCUAUCCAAUAGUAGCUGCCACAAUGAUGAUUCCACCAGCAAUGAUAGUUUCCUCGAUCACUCGGCCAGCACUACAAAGCAGAAUAAGUGGAAAUGUGCAUCACAGACCCCCAAGACACCGCUGGAAAAGACAGAGUUGACAAAUACACCCGAUAGUGGGAUAGCCUCUGUCCUCACAGCUGGUGAGACUUCUCAGUAUCAAUGCAAUUCAUCCGGUGCCGGAGGAUCAUCGAUGCCACCAUCGACGUCCUCCGGAUCGGCAGGGCAGCAGCAGACUGAAAAUGGUACAAGCAGUAUCGGUGGUGAGGCCGAAGAAGAAAUUGCCGUAUCAUAUAAAAUCUUUCAGCAGAAAGUAGCUCGAGUACGACGGAACUAUCGGCAUCACUUUGGCGAUGAAUCCAAUAGCGAUUGAAGUGAGGGAAGUUUGUCUGUUUAUUUUUUUUUAUUGUCUGUGUGGGAGGAAUUAUCCCAUUUCCAAGCGACAUCCAAUCGAUAUAAAUGAGAGGAAGUAAGUUAAGAAAAGUAAUCUACAAUGGAUUGAGCAACAAUAUCCCCCCUCCCUUAAUAUGAAUUUUGCUUAUGACACUGUCUUAUGUAUAAGGAUAAAUGAUAAAUGAAAAUUAUUGAGUGAUUA